AUGCUAAAAGUGAUGAGCGAGGCUGAAUGCCUCAACGAUCCCGCCCUCGACGACUACGAGACGCUCAGGUUUGAGGAACGGCUGGCGAAGGACUUCAACAAGGAGGCCGCCAUCUUCUUCCUCACCUCCUCGAUGUCUAACCUCGCCGCUGUGCUGCUGCACACAAGACCAGGCUCGGAGGUGAUCCUCGCCUCCUCGGCCCAUACGGUUGAGAGGGAAUGCGCCAGCAUGGCCAGGAUUGCAGGAGUACAGACUAGGCAGAUAUUCACGGAGUCUGGCUUGUUCACACCGCAGCAGGGUAAGCUCUCGAACGGGACGUACCGAGGACAAGUGUGGGACUUGAACGAUUUGAGGCAGAUCAAGAAAAUCGCAGAGGAAAACAAAGUGGCAGUGCACAUCGACGGCGCCCGCAUCUACAACGCCCUAGAGACAUACGGAUUGCAGCCUAAGGACAUCAGCGAUUGCUACGAUACCAUGACCAUGUGCUUCACGAAGGGGCUGUGCUGUCCCGUCGGAGGAGCCAUCCUGGGCACGAGGGAACACAUAAAGAAGUUGAAGAGCAUCAGGAAGUCGCUGGGAGGAGGCAUCAUGCACACGUCUAUCCUCAGCACUGGCAUUUAG
Messenger RNA from Nymphaea colorata (pocket water lily), 621 nucleotides. RefSeq lists its product as uncharacterized. NCBI's taxonomy places the organism in Eukaryota, Viridiplantae, Streptophyta, Magnoliopsida, Nymphaeales, Nymphaeaceae. The coding region runs from base 1 to 621 and encodes 206 amino acids. Gene Ontology annotation, biological process: L-threonine catabolic process; glycine biosynthetic process. The transcript is spliced from 2 exons. The record is from RefSeq and is a predicted model, not a curated record. Gene Ontology annotation, cellular component: cytosol. Gene Ontology annotation, molecular function: L-allo-threonine aldolase activity.